GCUGACGUCAUGACGUAAGUGACGCUCCGCACACCAGCGCUCUCUCAGUAGUGUUUAUUGUUUGAGGCAGGCUGCAGUCAGCAGACGGUAGGAUGUUGAGGCUUCGCUGUAAGACCAAAAAUGGGAGCCACAUAAUGCAGGGUCUGACUCACCAGUCCUGUGUCCAAGAGCUGAAGAGUAAGGUGGAGGAGCUGACUGGUAUCCCCUGUGAUGUGCAGAAAAUUAUGGUUGGAUACCCACCAUCCAGUCUUGAUCUUCGAAAUGGAGAUGCUCACCUCAAGGAUUACCCAAUCAAAUCAGGAGACACACUCAUUGUUGAGGAAGAGAAAAACAAACCAAAGCCUCAGGAUCAUCCUACUGUGAAGAAACCACUGCUGCUGGAAGCCUCACCCGUGCUGGCCCGUCGAGUGGUCCCAGCUGACAACUCCUGCCUCUUCACCAGUGUUUAUUAUGUGGUGGAAGGUGGCGUAUAUGACCCUGCAUGCGCUCCUGAGAUGCGGAGCCUCAUUGCCCAGAUUGUGUCUAGUGACCCCACAGCUUACUGUGAAGCCGUGCUGGGAAAGACCAACGAGGAGUACUGCUCCUGGAUAAAACGUGAUGACACCUGGGGCGGAGCCAUCGAGGUGUCCAUCUUAUCCAAGUUUUACCAGUGUGAGAUCUGUGUGGUGGACACUCAGACAGUCAGAGUGGAUCGAUUUGGAGAGGAUGCUGGCUACCACAAACGUGUGCUGCUCAUCUACGAUGGUAUCCACUAUGAUCCUCUACAGAAAGAAACUCCCGACUCUGAUGUUCCACCCCAGACUAUCUUCUCGACAACAGACGACGUCAUUCUGGCCCAGGCCCUUGAGCUGGCGGACGAGGCUCGCCGCAAGCGGCAGUUCACAGACGUAAACCGCUUUGCAUUGCGUUGCAUGGUGUGUCAGACGGGCCUGGUGGGACAAAAGGAAGCUCGAGAGCAUGCCAAGGAGACAGGUCACACUAAUUUUGGGGAAGUGUGAACAUGAUUUUUUUUGUCCUUUAUUUCCCCUUCACAAAUAGAACCACCACCAAACAUGUGCCCCAUGUCUGACAACUGUGUCAGUCUGUAUGUCCGUCUGCUUGUGUGAUCCUCUACCUCAUAUUGUCCAGCGACAUCUAUGGAGAAUCUGCAGACACUGUGUUCAGCCUCUAACCUGUUCAGUAUUACUUUUUAAUCGGAGUCAGUUCUCAAAGUCAGAAAUGCUUCUGCUGUGCACUGAUGUCAUAAGACCAUUACACAUUAGUUUAGGGGUGGUUUCCGAUUUGUUUCUAUGGGUUCAUAAAAAUAUGCAAACAAUUCACAGGAUUUGUUUGAUUCUGAGAUUUUACUCAAUGAUUGGGUUGUACCCAUUAAACCCCACAAUCUGGCUCUGCAAAGACUUUAAAACACCCUCUGAUAAUUAUUUGUACUAUGAUGUGACCCUACUCACCAUUGUCUUAAUCGCAGAACACGUUUGACUGUUAUGCAUCUUGGUCACAUCUUUAUUAUUAUUAUUAUCGUUGUUAUUAUCAUUAUUAUUAUUAUCAUUAUUAUUAU
Messenger RNA from Solea solea (common sole), 1555 nucleotides. It is a transcript of the gene yod1, whose product is annotated as YOD1 deubiquitinase. The record is from RefSeq and is a predicted model, not a curated record. Gene Ontology annotation, biological process: endoplasmic reticulum unfolded protein response; protein deubiquitination. Lineage: Eukaryota; Metazoa; Chordata; Actinopteri; Pleuronectiformes; Soleidae. Gene Ontology annotation, cellular component: cytosol; nucleus. Gene Ontology annotation, molecular function: cysteine-type deubiquitinase activity; protein binding. The transcript has 3 exons. The coding region runs from base 93 to 998 and encodes 301 amino acids.